GUUGAAGAGGCAGGUCUUAGAGGAAAGGGAACCCUUGGCGGACGGGUCCCUGACGGCUGCAGCGCCGCGGAAGAGGGAAGGGGAGUUGAGGGGCGGUCCCAAGGGAAGGAGGGCGGGAGAAAGCCGGCGCUCCGGGACGAGCCUCCCGUGGGUCCCGCCCCAGUCACGUGGGCUCCAGACCCGGCCGCUGCCGCUCGGUCCGCUGGUUGGUCGGUCAGUUGGUCGGUGGGUCAGUGGCCUGCAGCUCGGUUCUCGCCUCUCAUGUUCGGAGGUGGGAGGGACACGGGAGCGGCCCGCACACCUGAGCCGCCCGGACAGGAGCCCUGCACCCAGAGGGGACCUUUAGCUUGAGGGACAGUGUGAAAAAGGCACAACAGAAGGAGAAUGCUCUCCUAUGACUGGAGUGUCAUGAAGUGAGAAGAAUGCAGUUGGAAGUGGCCAGGCUCAGCGAGGAAGGGCUGCAGAGUGUAGGAGAAGGAGGAGACCGAGGGGCAAAGAGUCAUGGCUUCCGAUGCCAGCCACGCGCUGGAAGCCGCUCUGGAGCAAAUGGACGGGAUCAUCGCAGGCACUCAGACAGGUGCAGAUACCAAUGACUGUGGCUGUGAGCCUGCGCGAGCCUCUCCGGCUUCCCACACAAACCCCUUUCCAGUGCUCCAUCUCGUUGAGGACUUGAAACUGGCCCUGGAGAUGCUGGAGCAACCCCAGGAGAGAGCAGCCCUCCUGAGCCAGAUCCCGGGCCCCACAGCUGCCUACAUAAAGGAAAGCUUGUCCCAGGUAAAUCACCAAGGUGCUGCUAAUAAUGAAACGUACCAGGAACGCUUGGCACGUCUAGAAGGAGAUAAGGAGUCCCUCAUUUUACAGGUGAGUGUCCUCACAGACCAAGUGGAAGCCCAAGGAGAGAAGAUCCGGGACCUGGAAGUGUGUCUGGAAGGACACCAGGUGAAACUCAAUGCUGCUGAAGAGAUGCUUCAGCAGGAGCUGCUAAGCCGCACAUCUCUUGAGACCCAGAAGCUCGAUCUGAUGACUGAAGUUUCUGAGCUGAAGCUCAAGCUGGUUAGCAUGGAGAAGGAGCAGAGAGAGCAGGAGGAGAAGCAGAGAAAAGCAGAGUCAGUUCUGAAUGUGAUCAGUGAGCUGCAGGAGCAGAUGUGUAGUCUGCAGCUGGACAUCCACAGGCAGAUCCAGGAGCGCCUCUCACUCAGGAGGGGUGUCCCUGACGAGGUAGCGCCCGAGGAUGGCACCGCCAAGCCCCCGGCCUGCAGCCAGGACUGCACCUAUUGGGAGGGGUCACGUGAGUUACUGCAAGAGCUCAGGCACCUCAAAAUCAAGGUGGAAGAAUUGGAGAAUGAACGGAAUCAGUAUGAAUGGAAGCUGAAGGCCACUAAGGCUGAGGUGGCCCAGCUGCAAGAGCAGGUGGCCCUGAAGGCUGCCGAAAUCGAGCGUCUGCACAGCCAGCUCUCCCGGACUGCGGCCCUCCACAGUGACCAUGCAGAGAAAGACCAAGAAAUUCAACGUCUGAAAAUGGGGAUGGAAACUUUGCUUGUUGCCAAUGAAGAUAAGGACCGUCGGAUAGAGGAGCUCACGGGGCUGCUAAACCAGUACCGAAGGGCGAAGGAGAUGAUGAUGGCAACACAAGGGCCUUCGGAAAGAACUCUCUUAAUCAAUGAAGAAGAACUCGAGGGAAGUUUCAGGAAGUGGAACAGUGCGAAUAAAGGCCCUGAAGAAUUCUUUAAACCAGAGUUUCUUGUACAGAUGCCUCCAAGAUGUAACUCUCCCGCUGUGGGGCCGCCUCCUCUACCACAGAAAUCACUGGAAACCAGAGCUCAGAAAAAACUCUCAUGUAGCCUAGAAGACCUAAGAAGUGAACCUGUGGACAAGUGUGUCAACGGGAACCAGCUCUCCCCUGGGGUGGAAACCAAGGACAGCCCUUUCCUGGUGGAGCACAAAUACCCCACGUUACCUGGGAAGCUUUCAGGAGCGACACCCAAUGGAGAGGCUGCCAAGUCAACUGCCACUGCCUCACAGCCCAUCCCUGCAGGGAGCAGCCUACUGCGGCUGAAUCGUGGCCGGAGUGUCAGUGCCCCGGUAUUAGGAGACACAGAAAGUGGUUGGGACGACACCGCCAUGGCCAACGAUCUCUCAUCCACAUCCUCGGGCACUGACUCAAGUCCCCAGUCUCCCCUGACCCCAGAUGGUAAACGGAGCCCCAAAGGCAUCAGGAAGUUCUGGGGAAAGAUCCGAAGAACUCAGUCCGGGAACUUCAACACCGACGCCCCAGGGAUGGCAGAGUUUCGACGAGGUGGGCUCCGGGCAACUGCAGGGCCAAGGCUAUCUAGGACCAGAGACCCCAAGGGUCAGAAAUGUGACGCUGGCGCCCCCUUUGCCCAAUGGAGCACGGAGCGCGUGUGCACGUGGCUGGAGGACUUCGGCCUGGGCCAGUACGUGAUCUUCGCCCGGCAGUGGGUGACUUCUGGCCACACUUUACUGUCAGCUACCCCUCAGGACAUGGAAAAGGAGUUGGGGAUUAAGCAGCCUCUGCACAGGAAGAAGCUGAUUUUGGCCGUGAAAGCCAUCAACACCAAGCAGGAGGAGAAGUCGGCCCUGCUGGACCACAUCUGGGUGACACGUUGGCUUGACGAUAUUGGCUUACCACAAUACAAAGACCAGUUCCAUGAGUCCAGAGUCGAUGGGCGAAUGCUACAGUACCUAACUGUGAAUGAUCUCCUCUUCUUAAAAGUCACCAGCCAACUGCAUCAUCUCAGCAUCAAAUGUGCCAUUCAUGUGCUUCACGUCAACAAGUUCAACCCCCACUGCCUGCACCGGCGGCCAGCUGAUGAGAGUAACCUUUCUCCUUCAGAAGUUGUGCAGUGGUCCAACCACAGGGUGAUGGAAUGGUUGCGAUCCGUGGACCUGGCAGAGUACGCACCCAACCUUCGUGGGAGUGGUGUCCAUGGAGGCCUCAUCAUCCUGGAGCCACGCUUCACUGGGGACACCCUAGCUAUGCUUCUCAAUAUUCCACCACAAAAGACGCUCCUCAGACGCCACCUGACCACCAAAUUCAAUGCCCUGAUUGGUCCCGAGGCUGAGCAGGAAAAGCGAGAGAAAAUGGCCUCACCAGCGUACACACCACUGACCACCACAGCCAAAGUCCGGCCAAGGAAACUAGGAUUUUCGCAUUUUGGCAACAUAAGAAAAAAGAAAUUCGAUGAGUCGACGGACUACAUUUGCCCCAUGGAGCCCACUGAUGGUGCUGGUGACAGUCAGAGGGCCUACAGUGGCUACCGGGGCCUCAGCCCCCUCGAUGGCCCUGAAAUGGAUGGGCUGGACCAGAUGGCCCCCUCGGAAGGUGCUGUGACGCAGAUAGGGCUCCUCUCCCAAGACAUUCACCGCCUCACGACUCUGCUGAGCCAGGACCAGCUGCUGAACGACUCUCACCUGGCCGCUCCCAGCUCUGAGGACUGGAGAUGAUGUUCUUCGUGGCCAAGAGCCCAGAGAGGCACGCGUGGGGGUCUCAAGUCUUUGCGUCAAGGGAGAGCUGGCAUGGCCACCUGCAAAGCCUAGCCAGGCUAGCAGGACACCUGGGACGUGUGUACCGACAGGAGCGAGCAGAGUGGUGAACGGAUGUCCAGGAGGUGGUCCAGGGGGCCCCUGUGUUUUCAGCCAUGCUGUGCUCUUCACUGUAGCUUUUAUAUACCUUUUGUACUUUUAUACGUGGACUGCACCCCACUUCUGUGGGGAGGGCGGUGAGAUGUCAGCACAGACUCAAUGGCUCAUGCUCUUCCUGGUGACUUUUGGGAGGUUCUUAACACCAAAGGGGAAAGGCAAGGAGUUCAUAAAAGCUCUGCUGGAAGAAAAUUCUGGAAAAAAUAUUCUGACUGUC
Molecule: messenger RNA, 3877 nt
Organism: Lutra lutra (Eurasian river otter)
Lineage: Eukaryota; Metazoa; Chordata; Mammalia; Carnivora; Mustelidae
Gene: PPFIBP2
Product: PPFIA binding protein 2
Exons: 29
Coding region: 502-3465 (987 amino acids)
Biological process (GO): neuromuscular junction development
Cellular component (GO): presynaptic active zone
Molecular function (GO): protein binding
Source: RefSeq, a predicted model, not a curated record